GAGCCGCUGAUGGGACAGAGGAGGGACUCACCUGGAGCUGGACUGUCCUCCACAGUGUUCCAGUUGACACAGAGGCGAUCAAACCACUAUGAAGAGUCUGAGGGCAAAGUUUAAAAAGACAGAGAGUCAGGACUGGAGUAAGGGUGAUGAGAGGCUUCUGCAGGCUGUGGAGCAAAAUGAGCCUGACAAAGUCUCCGCUCUCAUCGCCAAAAAAGGCCUCUGUCCCACCAAGCUGGAUGCCGAGGGCAAGUCAGCGUUCCACCUCUGUGCAUCCCGAGGCCGGCUAGACUGUCUGGAGGUCAUCAUCUCUCAUGGAGCAGAACUCAACGUCACUGAUGGCGCUGGUUUCAGCGCCCUUCACCUCGCAGCAAAAAACAGCCAAUCAGAGUGUUUAAAGAGACUUUUGCAGGAAAGAUUAGCAGUAGAUUGCACAGACAGCAUUGGUAGGACACCACUUCAUCAUGCAGCGGUCAGUGGCUGUUUGUCCUGCUCUGAGACCCUGUGGGAUUUCAAAGCCAAUCUGGAUGUCCAGGAUGGGGACGGUGCCACCCCUCUGAUCUUAGCGGCUCAGAUGAGCAGAGUGGAGCUGUGUGUCUUUCUGUUGGGUCGAGGUGCCAAUGCAAACAUACAAGACAACCAGGGAAGGUCUGCAUUGAUGCUGGCGUGUGAGAGUGACAGUGUUGAGACCGUAGAAGCUCUACUGAGAGGCGGGGCCAACACACAGCUGGUUGACACCCUUGGACAUAAAGCCAGUGACUACAGUGUAACCACGGGCAACCAACGCAUCAUGCAAGUAUUGCAGGAUGGAGUUCCUCCAGCUCCUGAGGGCGCAGGCGAGGAGAUCCCGGGUUUGCCACCCUCUCCACAGCCCCGUACUCAGGCUCCACCUGCCCAGUCCCCUGAGCCCCCGUCUGCUUCUCCCUCUCCCCAGCCUCCAGAAACACAGCAACCAGCCCAGGCAGAGGAUGAGGAGGUGUUUGAGGAGAUUCGCCGGCUGCGUCUGGAGAGAGGCCGUCUGCUCCAGAAGAUCAAAGCCUUGGAGCAGCAGCAACAGAGCGCCAUCUCUGCCUUGGAGGAGUUGACCCAGCUGAAGCAGCGUCUACAGGAGGCAGAAGCAGAAAGAGACAAGCUGCUUGAGGAGCUGAAGGGAGGCCAUGGUAUGGGGGCCAGUGACUCUGAAGACAUGGAUGAAAUGUUGGACUUCCCAGAGAAGCUGCUCUCCAAGCGCUCCAGAGCGUCCCCUGCUCAGGACGAGGCCAUUUCUCAAGGAGACACAGACUCAGCCAACGCCUCUCCUUCCCCUGCAGACCCAGGAACUGUUGCUGAGCUGCGCAAACAAAUAGAGGAACUUACCUCACAAAACUCUGAACUAACUCUCAAAGUGCAGAUGCUGGAGAUGUUUGAGAAGGACGACACAGACAUGCAGACGUCCAGCUCAGACUUUGUCCCCAUAGCUCAGUAUGAGACCCUGAGGAAGGAGUUUGAAGCCCUCCAGGAGCGCCUCUCUCAGGCCCAGGCUUCGGACGAGGCCUCCAGCGUGGCAGAGGAGCGUGGUGAUGAGAAGUCUCAGGAAGGAGUUGCGGAUGCAGAGAGUAUGGAGGCCCUGAAGGAGAAGCUGCGAGGUCUAAAGGAGCAGUUGGCCUCCUCCCAGUCUGAGCUGGAGGAGCUGAAAGAGCAGAUGCGCCUUGGGGUGCUCUCUGUGGAGUGUGGCGAAGGGGAGUCUGCAGUAGCAGGUGCUGGGGCUGCAGAGGGGGGUCCGAGCCAAGAGGCACAGCAGCUGAGAGCGAGAGUGACGGAGCUAGAGGAGGAGCUAGCUAAGAGACAGGGCGAGGCAGGCGGUCAGAGCAGCCAGGACAGUGACACAAUCAAACAGCUGACAGAGGAAGUCGAAGAACUCCGUGCUGCUCAGGCCCAGAGAGAGUCUGCAAAGAAGGAAGGGGAGAAAGACGGCGAAGGAGAAGAGACGGAAACAGUGAAGGGCCUCCGGGACAAAGUUGCUGAGUUGGAGGCAGCCCUGGCAGAGAGCAGGAUAUUGGGGAAAGAGGGAGGAGCAGCAGGAGAUGGAGAUCAGGUCCGACGUCUCCAGGAGCGCCUGGGAGAGCUGGAGGGGGAGCUGAGGAAGUGCGUGCCCCGCUCGGAGUUGGAGGAGGUGCAGGUGACUCUGGGGCUCCAGUGUGAGCAGCUGGCGAGGGAGAGAGCGGACGUGGCUAGAAGGCUUAAUGAUGCCCUCCUUGACCUGGAGAGACUCAGGCCUCCUCCACGCGGAGAUGAGGAAGAGGAUGAAGACGAGGAGGAGCACUCAGAGAGCUCAGAGCCCUCAGUCAUAUCAGAGCACUCCAGACGCACCAUGGCGGCAGUGAGAGAAGAACUGGAGGUGGCGAGACAGGAAGCAGCCCAGGCUCUGGACUGUCUGUGUGCCGAGCGGGAGGGCCGGGCACAGGACGCCCUGCAGCUGAAAGACGCAGUGCCGCUCUCGAAACAUAAGGAGGCGCUGUCUGCGGUGUCAGAGCAGCUAGCUCAGACGCUGCAGGAGCUCCAGGAGGAAAAGACUUUUCGUGGUCAGGCCGAGGAGCAGGCUGCCAGACUAGAGGCCAAACUGCAGGCCAUGCAGGAUGCCAUACCCAAAGAGGAGCAUGACAAGAUCAAGGCGGAGCUCCAGCGCUCCCUGCAGGCCAGUGAGAGCAGUGCAGCAGCAGCUCAGGAGGCUCUGAGUGAGAAGGAGAUGGAGCUGAGAGAGCUUAAGUCCCAGAAGGCUGCAGAGCAGGGUCUGAUCUCCAAGGAGGACCACGAGGCCCUGCGGCUCUCUCUGCAGGCCGAGAUCAACGCCGCCGCAGCCCGUUUUAAUGAUCUCACUCGCAAACAUGAGAAGACCUGCACCGAGGUGUUCCAGGUGCAAAGGGAGGCUCUCUUUAACAAGAGCGAGCGUCAGGCCGCAGAGUCCCAGCUGGCCACUGUGCAGCAGCAGCUAGCCGAGUUACAGGCGCAAUCCAGCCACAUCCAGGAGCUCCACAAGGGCAUCCAGGAAUCCCAGGGCUUGGUUAAGGAGAAGGAUCGCAAGAUAACAGAGCUGUCCAAGGAGGUGUUUCGACUAAAGGAGGCCCUCGGAGCUCUGUCGCCUCCUCUGGGCAUCACCUCCUCGUCCUCCUCAUCUACACAUCAUGGUAACCCUGGGCAGCAAAUGGCACUGCAGAACAGGAUCUCCAUCCUCACACAGCAGCUCCAGGAUUGGGAGAGAAAGCACAAACAGGUGGUUACGGUGUACCGGUCACAUUUACUGGCUGCUGUACAGGGUCGAAUGGAUGACGAGGUGCAGAGUCUGCUGCUCCAAAUCCUGAGGAUGUCACAGCAGGGACACUGAACCUUGUAACGUCUGCAAGUCUCUCUCCACCUCCAGUCCCUUUACAGGUCAGCAUGAAGCAGCUCCAGCUCAGCCACCUGUGGGACCAGAAAGCCAAAUACAACCAAUCUGUGUUCAGACAUAGCUGCAUGUGUACAAUACAGUAAUUUAAACAACAGCUGCAAAGCUUGACCGAUAAGAAAACAGUGAAAAAUAGAACUGUAGAGUGCCUUCAUGGCUGGAUGAGUUAAAUGACAGCAGCCUUUAUGUCAGGGGUGAAUACAGAGUGGUUAUGUAGAAGAUAGAAUCAGGUGCAUUGGUUGUGUGAUAAGCCUAUUGAUUUUAUACAAUAUUGUUAUAAUAAAAAAGAAAAAGAAAUCAC
Molecule: messenger RNA, 3719 nt
Organism: Epinephelus lanceolatus (giant grouper)
Lineage: Eukaryota; Metazoa; Chordata; Actinopteri; Perciformes; Serranidae
Gene: ankrd24
Product: ankyrin repeat domain 24
Molecular function (GO): actin binding
Source: RefSeq, a predicted model, not a curated record